This is a messenger RNA of Nematostella vectensis (starlet sea anemone), 2068 nucleotides long. Its product is annotated as alpha-1A adrenergic receptor-like. Gene Ontology annotation, cellular component: membrane. NCBI's taxonomy places the organism in Eukaryota, Metazoa, Cnidaria, Anthozoa, Actiniaria, Edwardsiidae. The record is from RefSeq and is a predicted model, not a curated record. The coding region runs from base 1 to 1038 and encodes 345 amino acids. Gene Ontology annotation, molecular function: G protein-coupled receptor activity. Gene Ontology annotation, biological process: G protein-coupled receptor signaling pathway. The transcript has a single exon.
AUGAAUAAUUCCACCCCUACCCUGACGGGCGGGCUAGGCUCGCCUCCCCCUGGCACCGUGCAGUUCGUGGCGGCGACAUUCGUAGCGAUGCUGAUCGUGUUCACCUUGAUUGGUAACGUGCUAGUCUGCGCGAGUUUCGCGCUCUUUCGCGAGCUCCGUACCAUAUGUAACUACUUCGUUGUAAGUCUAAGCGCGGCGGACAUCCUUGUCGCGUUGCUGGCAAUGCCGUUCUGGUGCGCGCUGCAAGUCACAAGCAACAUGUGGAUGUUCGGAUUGGAGCUGCAGUUGUUUUGGAGUUGCAUGGAUAUCUUGUGCGGGACUGCGUCUAUCAUGAACCUAAUGGCAGUAUCUAUUGACCGCCAUAUCGCCAUUACGAUGCCCUUCUACUACGAGACGGUCAUGUCACCGAUCAAGGCCAAGCUCACCAUCAUGUUUGUGUGGCUCUAUGCGAUCACCAUAUCCUGCCUAAGGCUCGUCCAGUGGCCUGGGAAGCAGGGUAAAGUCUACAUGAAUAUUGCGGCGUUCGCGAGUUUCCUGUGCCCGCUGACCGUCAUGGUUGUUAUGUACUUGAGGAUAUAUCUAGUGGCUAGGUACCAAGUCAGGCGCAUAGGGCGGAACUAUAUGACGGACGUAAAAGCCGCCAAGACAAUAGCUGUGGUGAUCGGGGUGUUCGUGGCGUGCUGGACGCCAUUCUUCGUCAUCAUCAUCUGCUAUGCGCAUCAUCCGGGAUUUAACGUUACCAAGACAACACUUAACGUCGUCAAAUGGAUGGAGUACUUGAACUCGUGCUUGAAUCCGGUUAUUUAUACAUGUUUGAACAGGAAUUACCGGCGCGCAUUUAGGAAGUUAUUGCGCAGGUGCGUGAGAUUGCGUGACAGACGCGGAUCAAGUGCGUCGAGUUCGACUUUUCAGCGAACAAUGCGCCUCGGUUCCAUGUCAGUUAGCGUGACGUUUAUCAAAACAGAGCCGAAUUCGAUUACUGGUCGGUUAACAAAGUGCUCUUGUAUGCGCCCGAAUGUAAGUUCACCCAAGCUGUAACCAAUAUUAGCUAUCUGAUGCCUCAACUGCCUGCAAUAACUAGUCUCUAGAUUGGGUGGACUCGAGUCAGUGGUUUUCAUUGUACUAACUGUAAUUGGAUGUCUUCUCAUAUUGGCAAUGCGUGUCUGUGGCUUUUUAAACUGCGAUUACACGGCUAGCAGAGUUUUUCUCCGGUUUGUUUCUAGCAGUUUACUUAUUCGUGUCGCAUCCUUGUUCUUUCGCGUUUUUGUAGCGUGACAGAGUUCAAGGUGGCUGCGGCGGGAAAUCAUCGCUUGAUGAGGAUUCCCACGGUGACCGCAAAAGUAAUCUCGCGCAUGUUCAAGCGGAUUCGAUGGUAGCGAUGGUCUCCCCUUUAGCGGGGUCAAAAUCUCGCUCGACUUGUCGGUUUCUGGGUUUCUUUACGCUGAAAAACACAGGAACGCUAGCUAUGCAGGCUAAUUCGAUAGAGCUUUCGGCAGAGGAUUUUCCUGUGGGCAAAAAACAAACGAGCAGAAAAAACAGGGACGCGACACGGAAAUACCAAAAACAAACAGGAAGAAAGCUUUUGCUAGAAGGGUAUUUUGUGAUCUAGUUCGACACACUUUCCUCUUCACUUCUGACGCAUUCAAAUAAUGUCCCCUAUUUCUUGUUUUCCAUCGAGGAGAUGGGCUUCAUUAGGUAAAAUGGUACCUGGCGUACAAUAAACCGCUACAAGAAGAGGUCCUGAAAAUAGUCCUCGAACUCCUCGUCCCUGGAAAACAAACGAAAUUAUGGAAAUAGUCCUCAAAUUUUUUUUUUUUACUUGCACAUUUUCAAUAAACAAAAUUCGCGAUGUAGAUAAAUGUACCUUGUUUUAUCGACCGCAAGUUUGGCCGGUCCCUUCCAGAUGUCUUCUCCUGCCACAUGGCUCGUACUCGCACCAGACUCCUCUCCUGAUUCUGCACGAGAAAAAUUUUGUAUAUGAAAAAUCUGUACAUAUAUUUAGUAGUGUCUUUAUAGAUGGCUAUCGAUGACACGAACAGUUCAACCAUUAAAAAAGGGUGAUCAGUCA